This is a messenger RNA of Racocetra persica, 162 nucleotides long. The record is from the annotation of a GenBank genome assembly. NCBI's taxonomy places the organism in Eukaryota, Fungi, Glomeromycota, Glomeromycetes, Diversisporales, Gigasporaceae.
CAUCAAUUGUUGAAAGCCAGAUAUCUGGAUAUGAUCUUUUUGGAUAAAGAUCUUGCAAAUGCUAUUCAACAUUUUAAGAAUAAAUAUAGAAACCUUAAACAAUCAGAUGCUUCACAGCUUUUUUCAUUUCUUACCAAAAAACAGUUUGAAGAAUCAGAAUAG